AUGCCCGGAGUCUCAGAGGCCUCAAGAUCGGGAGUCGCCGGCGGCGCAGAACAGGGGGAACUCCGGCGGAUGGUACCCUCUCCGCCGUCGCGUCUCCUCCCCGCCACCGGAGGCGUCGCCAUCGAUCCCAUGCUGUGGAAGGACGAGGAGAUGAUGAAGAGGGAGCUAGUGGCCUGGGCAAAGGCCGUCGCCUUGAACUCCUUCCGUUCUUCGAAGCAGCAUCCUCAUGAGUAG
Molecule: messenger RNA, 234 nt
Organism: Spirodela intermedia
Lineage: Eukaryota; Viridiplantae; Streptophyta; Magnoliopsida; Alismatales; Araceae
Source: the annotation of a GenBank genome assembly